Molecule: messenger RNA, 1950 nt
Organism: Pistacia vera
Lineage: Eukaryota; Viridiplantae; Streptophyta; Magnoliopsida; Sapindales; Anacardiaceae
Product: pentatricopeptide repeat-containing protein At1g08070, chloroplastic-like
Exons: 1
Coding region: 1-1950 (649 amino acids)
Biological process (GO): RNA modification
Molecular function (GO): RNA binding; zinc ion binding; protein binding
Source: RefSeq, a predicted model, not a curated record
AUGACUGCAGCCAUUCCAGUCCCAGUAACAAUACCUGCGAACUUAUACAAAUGCAAAACUAUGAAACAAGUGCAGCAAAUCCACGCUUACUUGAUCAAAACCAAUUUGGUUAAUCACACUUUCACUGUAAGCAAACUCAUUGCUUUUUGUGCUCUCUCUCGUCUCCCACAUAGCUUAGCCUACGCUUCUUCUGUAUUUAACAGAAUCAAUAGCCCCAAUUACUUUAUCUUUUACGUACUUAUAAAGGGUUGUUGUGAUAAUGGUGACCCGUUAGAAUCUAUUACUCUUUAUGUUCAUAUGCUUUCUUGUUUGAAUGAGUUGAAUGGAAUUUCAUUUUCUCUUCCUUGUGUGUUAAAAGCCUGUGGUAAAUUGAGUGCAAUUAAAGAAGGGCAGCAAGUUUUUGCCCAAGUCUUGAAAACUGAUUUGUUGUGUGAUCCAUUUGUGUCCAAUUCUGUGGUUAGAAUGUACUUAGAACUGGGGGAGAUUGAGUCGGCGAGACGCGUGUUUGAUAAAAUGCCUGAGAGAGAUUUGAUUUCUUGGAAUUCAAUGCUCUCGGGUUACUUGAGGGCGGGGGAGAUUGAGUUGGCAAGUAGGUUGUUUGAGGAGAUGCCUGAAAGGGACUUGGUUUCUUGUAAUGCGAUGAUUGAUGGAUAUGGUAAGUCUGGGAGCUGUGAGCUUGCUGAGGAGGUUUUUAGGAUGACGAGCGAAAAGGAUGUGGUUACUUGGACAUCAAUGAUUUCUGCGUAUGUGAGUAAUCAUCGUCCUAUUGAAGCAUUGGAUUUAUUUAGAGAGAUGUUGAGUCUAGGAGUUAAACCUGAUGUUCCUGCUAUUGUUAGUGUUCUUGCAGCCAUUGCUGAUUUGGGUUUCAUUGAAGAAGGGAAAUGGUUGCAUGCUUAUAUAUGUGCAAAUAAGAUGAAAUUGAGUUCUGGGUUCAUUGCAUCUGCGCUAAUAGAUAUGUACUCGAAAUGUGGUUACAUAGAGAAUGCAUAUGAUAUCUUUGGGAGAGUAUCGCGUGAAAGAAACAUUGGGGAUUGGAAUUCUAUGAUAUCUGGUCUUGCAAUCAAUGGCCUUGGUCAACAAGCCCUUGAAAUCUUUCUUGACUUGGAAAGGAUGGAUAUUAAGCCCGAUGAGAUUACUUUCGUGGGGCUCUUGAAUGCUUUCGGUCAUGCAGGUUUAGUCGAUGAGGGCCAAUUUUAUUUCAAAAUCAUGCAAGAGAAGUACAACAUUGUUCCUAAGCUUCAACACUAUGGAUGUCUGGUUGAUCUAUAUGGCAGGGCAGGAUAUUUAGCUGAUGCACUUGCAGUUAUACAACAUAUGCCUAUAGAGGCUGAUGUUUUAGCUUGGAAGUCUCUCCUUAGUGCCAGUGUGAAGCUCAGUAAUGUUGUCAUCGGUGAAAUUGCUGCCAUACAAGCAAUAAAGUUGGACCCAAAAGACUCAAGUAGUUAUGUUUUGCUAUCAAAUAUUUAUGCCAAGGCUGGAAGAUGGGAUGAUGUUAGCAAGGUUAGACUACUGAUGAAACACAGAGGUGUAAGAAAAAUUCCUGGGUGCAGUUCAAUCCUUAUAGAUGGGAAGGUUCAUCAAUUCCUCGUUGCAAAAGACAUGGAUUUAAGAUAUAAUAGUGAGAUUAUCGUAAAGAUAGAGCAGUUAGUUUCAAGGCUAAAGUUGGAAGGAUAUGAGCCUGACCUGAGUCAAGUUCUUCAAGAUGUUGAGGAGAAUAGUAAAGAAAGUUUGCUUUACCUUCAUAGUGAGAAGAUGGCACUAGCAUUUGGACUACUAAACACAAGCAAGGAUACUCCUAUUCACAUAGUAAAGAACCUUAGGAUUUGCUGCGACUGUCAUAGCUUCAUGAAGCUGGUUUCUAAGGUUUGUAGACAUCGCAUUAUUGUGAGAGAUCAAAAUCGUUUCCAUCAUUUUGACAAUGGUUCUUGUUCCUGCAAAGACUACUGGUGA